Molecule: messenger RNA, 3993 nt
Organism: Penicillium verhagenii
Lineage: Eukaryota; Fungi; Ascomycota; Eurotiomycetes; Eurotiales; Aspergillaceae
Product: putative nuclear migration protein
Exons: 2
Coding region: 1-3993 (1330 amino acids)
Biological process (GO): maintenance of protein location in cell cortex; microtubule cytoskeleton organization; dynein-driven meiotic oscillatory nuclear movement
Cellular component (GO): cell cortex; mitochondrion
Molecular function (GO): phospholipid binding; tubulin binding
Source: RefSeq, a predicted model, not a curated record
AUGACCACGGAUUUAAUUUUAUCGGCCUCCAUGGCCCAACCAUCCCCCGCUCCAUCGACUUCAUCCCGAGCUCAGUCAAAGUCGAGAUCGAGAUCUCGACCAGCACGGCGCCGGCGAGACUCUUCCCCACCACCAUCCUCUUCCCCACCAGGCCUACCAACACCAGCAUUCUCACCAGAUGGUCAAAGCGAUAUCGACGAUGUCAUCGAAGAGUCCACACUUUCACCAUUCGAUGCCCGCAGAAUUACACCCACCCUCCACGCAUCCCUCGUAUCCGAAAUUCUUUCCCUACGACGGGAUAUCGAACAUAAGACCAAAGCGAUCGAUUCGCUGGAAGAUAGCUUGGAUGAAUCACGAACAGAAUGCGAGACACUCAGCGAGAACUUGUCUAAAUCGAACGCUGAGACACGAUCUUUGCAACAUCAAAUUCAGCUUUUGGAGGGCGGAUCGUCAUCUGCGAUAACGGAACUGGCUCGUGAGCGGGAUGAUGCGGUCGAGAACAUUAACGAUGUUCGUAAGAAACUCGAUCAUGCACAAAAGAAGGCCCGUCAUCGAGAAGAGGAGGUUGAACGGACACAGAUGCUUUGGGAUCGUGAUAGAGAGACAUGGGAAAAUGAACGACGAAAUAUGGAGCGCAAGAUUCAUGUUGUGGAAGGCCGCUUGAAGACGGUGCUUAAUGAGGUUGCAGCUGCCCACGAGGCGGGAGCACUCCGUUCCCAACAUAGCGAAAAUGAUCUAUCGACUAAGUCCAAGGUCAAGGAAAGCGACACGACCAGUGUGGCUUCAAGUAGCCAGGGUCGCCGACGUAGGAGCAUGACCAGUGUGACAUCCGAUGAGGGCGGAAAUGAAGCCGCUUUUCACAAUGUUCGAUACUCGGUCCUCAGUAUGGCUCCUGGUAAGGGGGAUUCAGGCUUGAACCUGGCUCAAGAAUUGGAAUUCGAUGAGGAAGAUGACUUUGCUGCGUCCGAAGAUGAGGCCCCCGACUCCCCCGAAGCGCUUCCAGAGGAACGGCCGAUGUCCGUCAAUUCGCAGGCGUCUCAUUCGAUAGCAUCAAAGGCCCGAAAGAUUUUGGGUCUUUCCAUGCAAAGUACCGGGUCAAUCACGGCCGCCGACUACCGUGCUCUGGAUCCGCUUAGUCCUACUAAGUUGUCCGAGCACCAGUCUUCUGGGGACUACUGUGACAUGGGUACUCAAUACUCACCUCCGCCAUCGCCCGAAAUUCCAGCCUCAAUAGUAUCUCACAAUGACCUCUCUCUGGUGGACAAAGAAUCUAAUGCCGGCCAUGAAUUUGAUGAGAACCAAGUUGCCCCCGAGAUGAAGGAUUCUGCUACACUCACACUUGCAACUGAGAUGAUUUCCUCUUCUUGUCAAACCGUCAGUGAACUUCCUAGCCCUCCAUGGACGCCAAAGAUCUCGGAGCCACCAGUUCAAUCCAUUGAAGCGGCCUCGGAGCCAGUCCAGAUGGCAUCGGUAUCUACCCAGACCGAUUUGCCUCCUCUUCCAGAGCCUGUGGAGAGCGAGAAGGCAACCUUGUCUCCAAAAGAUAUCCCAGCGCAAAUUGAUGUCCCAAUGAUAGCUAUUCACCCGCCUGGGUCGGAACCACCGUCACCCCGGAACAGUGUUGUUCUCCCUCCGCAGACUAAGAAUGUAUCUGUUCAGGCCAAUUUCAGGUCGGUCGUUGAGAGCCGAUCUAUUGCCAUGCAGACGGAAGAAAUCCGAAUCGAUCAACGGCCUGUCAAACUUCCAGCCAGUUUAUUGCCCUCUGCUAUUCCUGAUCUACCAACCACCUCCGAACUUCAAGAGUCUAAUGCCGAAUCUUACCGCGCGCCUGUUCCUCCUCCUCGUUCGGCCAAGAGAGUCCAACGACCUUUGCCACAUGAGCGCCCGGUGAAACCCCCUCGCGCACAGGCUUCGGAGCCACUGCAGGCUUACCAGGCAUACCCUGGCAAUAAUGAUAAUGGACCUCUAUCGAGCGAACUUGCAUCUGGAUUAAGACGGCCGUUCCGGUCUAGCAGCCUUUUCGCGGGCUUCGAACAGCUGAGCGAUGAUGAAGGUCCCUAUGCGGAGGAGAGGGACGUUUUUACUGAUGACGAGCUUCUUAACCGGCCGUUUGCUUCUUACACCAUCCGGCGCGGCAAGUUGGUCAGUGCGAAAUCAAGAACGAGCUUGGAUGAAAUGCAUCUACCCGAAAUCGAUGAACACCUAUCUGACCCCGAAUCCCGACCUUCCGUCGAUGUUGGGCGUGCCUCCUCUCCCUCUCGCGCAACUCACCGGUCUGGCACGACAACCUCCAGUGGCCGACAACCUGCCAGUGGCAUGCGCAAAAUCGCCAUGAUAUCUAGCGGCGCAGCAGCAUAUCAAAAAUCCCGCCCCCGCAGCCCCAGCGAGCCCAGUCUGGAAAGCGGUAGUGCAGGGUCAAGCAUUGCGCCUCCAUUCCCGGUUCCAAUCCGUCUCAGCUCACGUAACGUUCCUUUGACGGGCAGUGAUGGACCCCCAAGCCCGACUCGCUCCUCAGGUCGGCAAUUCUCUGACCGUGGUGCGCGCACAACAAUUGCACGUCAGCCCACAUUGCGCAGAGUACGCUCAGCGGCCGCUACAUCCCAGAGCAGCUUGGCGGAGCGCCCGGAAACUCUUUCGUCUCCGACUCGCUCUGAGUCUCCCUACACACUUGAUAGUCCUCCCUACCGCCCACCACCGCCUCUCCCAGUUGAUGAUAUCACAGCUCCUCGUCAGCGUCGGGACCCUGCGAAACGGGCCUCUCAUCGCCCCGCGGUGCCUUCUAUGAACUGGGAGCAGGAACGACGGGACUCAACCGGGGGCGUGCAGCCGACAAGUGUUGUUGACGCAAUUGCUCAGACCAUGGUGGGCGAGUGGAUGUUCAAGUACGUUCGCCGCCGCAAAUCGUUCGGCAUGGGAGAAUCUAAAGAUACCUGGGAGGGCCGAAACCCCGAUGAGGUAUCAGCCAACAUUACCAAUGGUGGAGUGCGUCAUAAGCGAUGGGUCUGGCUUGCACCCUACGAGGGCUCCAUCAUGUGGAGCAGCAAACAACCGACAAGCGGGCCUGCCUUGCUGGGCAAGACUGGUCGAAAGUUCACUAUCCAAUCCGUAUUGGAUGUUAAGGAUGACAACCCAUUGCCCAAGGGCACUGAAAAUACCAGUACAUUCAACCGCUCGAUUCUAGUCCUCACGCCACAGCGUGCUCUCAAAUUCACCGCACUUACCGUCGAACGCCACUACGUCUGGCUAACCGCCCUAUCAUUCCUCAGCCACUCUUCAAUGGGCCUACAAGAUCUAGCAUCACUCCCCCCGGCACCACAAGAGGAACCGGGAUCCUCCAUCCCUUCCCAAGCCACCUUGCGUCGCAACCCCAUCCGCGACUCGAUCCGAGUGGCCAAGGGUCGCCCGCGUCCCAUGCCCAAGGGCAAACGCUCCUUCCCGGGCACCGCAGAGCCGGUGCCAGAAAUACCUACCGGGGACCUCGAAAGCCUUAAUUCUAUGGCUGCCGAUGCACCGCAUGUCCCACGCUUCUCUAAUCAUAAUCACCAUAAUCGCAAGCGCAGUAACACUGCUCCCCGCCCUCCUGCCCUCCACGCUAUCCGCAGCUUUUCCAGCCAGGGUACCAUGCCCUCGUCCCACAGCGGCACCACGGUCGGUUCCGCAGAGCCUUACUUCUCGCCUGUCCCGCCACCGGGUCUCCCUCCCGGCAUUGGAAGUGGCCACAGUAUCACGAGUCGUCGUACGUCUGAGGCUAGUGGUCGUACCACUCAUACAACUGCGAGCAAUAUGUUUGAUAUGGGCACUGUGCGUAUGGAGGCUUUCAUUGACCACCAUGCGGAGCAGAUUAAUCGCCCGCGUGGUGUGCAGCCGCCUCGUGCACAGCACGUACGCAAACCCUCCAGUCAGUGGAGUCAAGGUCGCUAUGACUACGACGCGCCCUCUGUUAACGACAGUGAACUCUCUUAUCGACCCGAUGACCCUUUCCGUGGGUUUUAA